Molecule: messenger RNA, 429 nt
Organism: Epithele typhae
Lineage: Eukaryota; Fungi; Basidiomycota; Agaricomycetes; Polyporales; Epitheliaceae
Exons: 3
Coding region: 1-429 (142 amino acids)
Source: RefSeq, a predicted model, not a curated record
AUGUUCCUGUAUAACGAGCCCACAGAAUGUAGGAUUGGUGGAACUUGGAAGCAGAAGAUGGGAGGCGGGGCGGCAGACCACAGCGGGCAGAGCAGCACGUGCUUGCCCAAUAGUGCGCAACAGGGGGACGGGGAAGCUGCGCAGCGCGACGCGGUACUCCGCCCUCAGGAAAGGAGGGCGAGGUGGAGGGCGACGCAGACUCCAAAGGGCCGCAACGAGGUGGAGGUGGAGGCGGAGGGCGAUGCGGAGGGCCGCGACGUGGAGGAGGGCAAUGUGGAGGAGGGCGACGCGGAGGUGGAGAUGGGCGACGCGGAGACGGAGGACUCAGAGGAGGUGGUGGUGGGGGACGCAGAGGCCGGGGACGCGGAGGCGGAGGACGGCGAGUGUGAGGGCUCGCGAGAUGACGCAGAGGGCCGGGUAUCUACAUAA